Molecule: messenger RNA, 1143 nt
Organism: Drechmeria coniospora
Lineage: Eukaryota; Fungi; Ascomycota; Sordariomycetes; Hypocreales; Ophiocordycipitaceae
Product: THO complex subunit 3
Exons: 3
Coding region: 1-1143 (380 amino acids)
Biological process (GO): mRNA export from nucleus
Cellular component (GO): THO complex part of transcription export complex
Molecular function (GO): protein binding
Source: RefSeq, a predicted model, not a curated record
AUGUCAAUCCAUUUCAGUGCGCAGACAGCAAUAUUGAUCGGCCUGGCACCCGCCUUGUCUGGCGUUGGACAACCUGCCGACGCCUCGGUACUUGCGCAUACGAUCGAUUGCCUGGAACCCUCCGGGAACACUGGUGGCAACCGGCUCGGCGGACAAGACGCUGCGCGUGUGUGGGUGAACCUGGACGGACGAACCGGUCCCGGCCAGCACGGGGUUGGGAGACUGACAGAUGCUGCUGCAGGGAAUCCGGAAAAGCCAAACGUCAAGUUCUCGACCGAGCUCAAGGGCCACACGUCGUCGGUGGAAAAGGUGGCCUUCAACCCAGUCAAGGAUGCCGAGCUCUGCAGCGUGAGCAGCGACGGGGUGGUCAAGUUCUGGGACGUGCGCACCAAGGCCUGCUUCAACGAAGUAAAGGGUCUAGGCGACGCGCUGAGCCUCGUCUGGGCCCCCGAUGGACAGACACUGCUGGUGGGUAACAAGGACGACAACGUGUACAUCAUCUCGCCCUCGCAGCCGAACCCCAUCUCAUCGCAUCAGCAGUCGGUGCAGACGAAUCAGAUCAGCUUUUGUUGGGGCGGCGAGAAGAUAUUCCUGGCGACGUCGGACGGACGGACACGGAUCCUGACGUAUCCCACCUUCGAGCCUGCGCUGCACACCAAGCGCGGCCCCGGCCGUGAAACGAGCGAGUUCAAGCUGCACGGGCAAACCUCGUCGUGCUCGACGGUGGAGCUGCAGCCUUCAUCGAGGUACCUCGCGACGGGAGGGUCCGACUCCAUCAUCUCCUUGUGGGACACCAAGGACCUCAUCUGCCAGAGAACGAUUUCGGGGAUAUCAGGGCCGGUGAGGAGCAUCAGUGAGUCCGAGCCUUUGGCACCAGCUGCCAUCCUCGUCGAGCAUUGGCCGGAAGCUAACCGGUGCCGGCCGCGACCGCCAGGCUUUACUUUCGACGGAAGCUUCAUCGUCGGCGGAAGUGACGAAGGGAGCGGUCUGGAGGUCUACCAUGUCGAAACGGGCGAGCAUGUGCACACAUUCAAGACGGCGGGUCCGUCACCCGUGGUGGCCUGGGCGCCGCUUCGUUACUGCCUAGCCUACAGCGACCUCGGCGUCCUACGAAUCAUUGGCGUGGAUGCGGAUAGGAAGUGA